UGCAACCUAUUUCUGUCGUCCAUUGAAAGGAAAUCGCUGGGCCAUCCCCCCGACGCGCGCCUGUGCUGUGGAGCUCCCCCUUGCUGCGUGCAUCGUGAUCUAGUGGAUGCAGAGUCUUGCAGAGAGAGAACGCAGGGUCACCUUCUGUCACUGCAAGGGGAAAUACUGAAUAAUUGCAUCAUAGGCUGUCGGGUAGUAGUGCACCUCAGCAGCAGCAGCCACAGCAGUAGCAGCAUCUCUGGUGAUCUCCUGCAGGGGACCGACUGCUGUCUCUAAGGUUUAUGGAAACCUGACCUCCCAUUGGUGGAGAAGUGCAUGAGGAACCCAGCUCCGCUGCAGAGGACAGGUUUAGUCUUUAGAGUGCUUUGCCACAUCCAGGAAAAUGUCUGGCUCCUACGAUGAAUGUGCAGGUGCUGACGACACCAUGGACAGCUUCUGGGAGGUGGGGAACUACAAACGUGCUGUCAAGAGAUUUGAUGACGGCCAUCGGCUCUGCAAUGACCUCAUGGGCUGCCUGCAGGAACGUGCCAAGAUAGAAAAAGCUUACGGUGAUCAGCUAACUGCGUGGUCCAAGAGAUGGAGACAGCUCAUCGAGAAAGGCCCACAGUACGGCUCUGUGGAGAGAGCCUGGCUGGCUGUGAUGACGGAGGCAGAGAAGGUGAGUGAGCUGCACCAAGAGGUGAAGAACGGGCUGGUGAAUGAUGACGUAGAGAAGGUGAAGAACUGGCAGAAGGAAGCCUAUCACAAGCAAAUGAUCGGAGGCUUCAAAGAGGCCAAGGAGGCGGAGGAGGGCUUCAAGAAGGCUCAGAAACCGUGGGCCAAAAAGCUCAAGGAGAUGGAGGCAGCUAAGAAAUCAUACCACAUGGCCUGCAAGGAGGAGAAGCUGGCUGCAGCCCGAGAGGCCAACGGCAAGACUGAGGCUUCUGUCACAGCAGACCAGCAGAAGAAACUCCACGAGAAAGUGGACAAAUGCAAACAGGAUGUGCAGAAGGCUAAAGAAAAGUAUGAGAAGUCUCUGGAGGAGCUGAAUAAGUGCACCCCGCAGUACAUGGAGUGCAUGGAGCAGGUGUUUGACCAGUGCCAGCAGCAUGAAGUCAAGAGGCUGACCUUCCUCAAGGAGGCCCUGCUGGACAUCAAACGCCAUCUUAACCUCACCGAGAACCAAAGCUAUGGCGCAAUAUACAGAGAACUGGAGCGCACGAUCCUGGCUGCAAACACACAAGAGGACCUGAAGUGGUUCAGCAACAACCACGGCCCUGGGAUGCAUAUGAACUGGCCUGCCUUUGAGGAAUACAACCCAGACCAGGCCAGUGCUCCUCCAAAGAAGAAGAAACCAGACGGAGCCCCACCCACUCCGAGCACUGACCAUGUGGCUCCACCUGGUGACCGCAGCAGUGUGAGCAGCUACGAAAAAAACCAAGCUUACUCGACCGAGUGGUCCGACGAUGAGCAGCCUGCUACGUACUCCGGCAAUGAAAACGGUGGAAACGGGAAUUCUUUCGAAGAUGAUUCCAGCACUGGGAAAGGGGUCCGCGUCCGCGCUCUCUAUGAUUAUGAAGGCCAGGAACAGGAUGAGCUCACCUUCAAAGCAGGUGACGAGCUGACCAAGACUGAGGACGAAGACGAGCAAGGCUGGUGUAGAGGUCGUUUGGACAACGGCCGAGAGGGACUGUACCCGGCCAAUUAUGUCGAGCCAAUCUAGUCACGUUACUGGACAAGGACACGCCAUUGGAGGCAGCUUGAACUGUCCCGUCCAAUUGCACCGCACAUAGCCAGAGACUUAAGAGCAACACAUCCCUUGCCCAACAGAUGCGCCAAGCAGUCUUGCCUAAAUAAACACUUAGUAACCUAAAAAGACAAUAUAUCAGUAUAAUAUAUUUUAUCCAGCAUUUGUGGUGGGUGGACUUACACAUUUAAAAACAGGAGCAGCCGUUAUUCCAGUAUAUACACACUCAACUAUAACAUCAAGACAGUGCAGGAACACAUUGCUUCUCUGUGUAGCUGUAUUUAACGUAUAAUGCAGCUUAUUUAAACUUGCAGUACACUGCAGUCUGGUUUCUUGUGAAAAUGGGAAGAUAAUAUAAUCAGUUAAACCCAUUCGACAAAGACGAGCUUCUCUAACCUGCAUUGUGUAUAUACGGUGUGAUGCCAUUUUUGUGUAGCAUUUUUAAUGCUGUGUGUGGUCAGUCGUCAUUCUUACAUCUGGAAUGCUGUGUAGUGUUAAAAGUACCACAAACAGUAUCCUCUAUUUUUUUUCUUGUUUUCCUUUCUUUUGUUUGUUUGUUUGUUUUUCUUCUGUGAUUUCGUCCAACCUCUUCUCCAGUGUGUGCAGUGCUAUGUGUUUUUAACUGUUUCUGAACUUGCAUAGCAGCAUGUGCUAUGCAAAAACUUGCAUUCCCUGAAUCCUGCAGCCUCGUUUAGGCUACAACUUGAUGCAACACUUCAACUACAAAUGCAGAGUUCACUUCUUAGCAUCACAUUCUUUUGGACAUGCUUCUGUCUUCAUGAACGGAAGCUUGUUGACGGACUGAUUUUAUGUUUGUUUGUUUCGUUUUUGACAUAUUUCUUUUCUUAGCAUCACAAACCUGUUGACAAUAUCAUCUUCAUGCAAUCCAAGGAAAGGAUAUACAGUUUCUGCAGAAGCUUUCAUUCUUGGUUCAGUAAUUCAAGUCUCAUUUUAACCCACUACUGCUAACAGGAAACACAAGUGAUACAUUCCCUCAGAGCAAAGUCGGAUCAAGUCAUCUUCUGGAGGUUGCCACUGCAGUAUAAGAGGUGGGUUCUGAACAAAGCCUCUGUUUGGGCACUUUUCUUCCAGAGCGAGGGGCCAAUGGAGGCAUGCCAGUGCGUUACUGUGCUACAGACAGUUGUCUGAAGAUCGAAGCCUCUUCAACGAGACAUGAAUGUACUAGUGUUUGGGCUUAAAGGUGGGCAUGUUGUCUAAACAUGGUUGUCUGGCGUCAUUUAAAGCCCUACCUAGCAAAAAGCACUAGUUAUGUGGCCCGUUCCCCUGCUGAGCCAAAGAAUGACCCAAUACCAUCAACUAUCUGUUUUCUCUCCACGCAAUAACUUCACAUAUCACACAUAAAACAGCUUCAGUGGGGAUCAACUUGUAGCUGCCUCCCAGUCCACCCAAACUUCAUUUGUCUACCGCGCAAUGACACAGGGAAUAUAUUUAAAGGGGUAAUUUGCAAAAAUAGAUAAAUCUCAGUUUCAUUUUUUUAUUUUUAUGUGUGUAAGCCAGGGAAUAUCUGUGAAAUAGGUGUUGGGUUGUUCUGAUAUUUAAAAAAAUAAUUUUCAUUAGUCAUGAUUUUAAAUUGUCUAUUCAGAGGAUUAUCAGUCAAAAUGGUGUUGCUUUAUUUAUUUUAAAAACCAUCUGUUUUUGCAAAUUAACUCCUCAUUUAUCACCAGUACUGUGCUGCAUGUAAGAUGACUCUUACACAGUGCAUUACAUGGUUAUUUAAAAAAAAACAAAAAAACUUAUAAGCUCUAUAUAAAUUAUAUUAUAGCAGGAAUUGCAUUUAUCAAGAUUCUUGCUAAGAGUUGCACCUAAAUCUUUGAUUAGACGGGAGAGAUGCGUUUUAUAACAUAGCUGUCCUGAAGUUUUAAAAUUUCACUGGACCAACAGCAGUCAGAUGUGUUUAGCUCUGUGUCUGGAACAGGAUUUGACAGGUUUGGGUCUUACACAUGAGGAGAAACACAUCACCAGCUCACAAGUUGUGUCUUAGAGUAAAGCUGUCCAGCAUAGCAAAAAGGACUCCUGUCAUUAAACUGUUCCACUUCCUCAAUGCACACACACACACACACACACACACACACAUGCACACAUGCACACACACACAUGCACACACAUGCAUUUAACACACAGUAUACACAAAACAUGCAAAUUCAAACACAUAAUUCCACAUUACCAGGUUAAUAUUUUGGGGGAAAACAUCUUCAUCAUCCAGUGUGUAUGAGUUGUGUAAAUGUAACAGAAAAAAAAUGUUUAAAAAAAAUGCAAGUGAUUGACUAUUAAGACAAAAUGUAGUGUUAUACAUGUAAAUGUGAUUCAUUAAAAUAACAGCAAUGGAAAACAUAUUAAGUAAUAGGUACCAUAUCGUAUGAAUUUCAUUGCAAUGGAAUUGUCAGUGUAUCAUAAAAGCGUGACGUUAUCCCACGCUGUCAGAUUUGUAUAUGAUGAUGUAAUUUAAAGAUUAUAUUCUAUUGUAACUGUACAACUGUGUUGAGUUGAAAAUGAGACCUAACCAUGUUGAGGCAGUAAAAAGGUGUACAUGUAAAUGCUUUUUUAUGUUGAUGAUCUCUUCCUUAUGCACACAGGGGACAGCAGCUCAUGUUGUGGAAACCCUAUAUUAGCGGUCUAGAAGAUGUAUGUUCAUAGUUAGUGAUGUACUUUUAUCUCCUAACUGGUGUAGUGCCUGUUCAUCUUGAUGUAACAAGAAGUUCAUUUAAAUAUGCAUAAAGAUGAUUAUGAUCACAGAUAAUAAUGACGAUAGUGAUGAAAAACCUGACUCAAAUUUGUUGUGAUGGUGUCAAUAUUGCGAUAUUGGUUUGAAAGGGGAAACAAGUUUGUUGAAGAAAAAAAAAUGUUAGUGUCUGUGUGUGUUUUUUGCAUGGACUGGAAGUGAUUUAGUGUAUUAUUCCUUGUUUUUGCUUCUAAAGAAGACAACAUUUUGUAAUAUAUUGCUUUAUUGUGAAUAUAAUCCCAAAGAUAGAAAUGUAAAAAGGAUUAUCCAUCAAGGCAGGUUUAAAUAAAAUAUCACUUACUUUGGCA
Messenger RNA from Centropristis striata (black sea bass), 4774 nucleotides. RefSeq names its product protein kinase C and casein kinase substrate in neurons protein 1-like. Gene Ontology annotation, cellular component: endosome; plasma membrane; cytoplasm. The transcript is spliced from 11 exons. Lineage: Eukaryota; Metazoa; Chordata; Actinopteri; Perciformes; Serranidae. The coding region runs from base 383 to 1702 and encodes 439 amino acids. Gene Ontology annotation, biological process: regulation of endocytosis; positive regulation of dendrite development; neuron projection morphogenesis. The record is from RefSeq and is a predicted model, not a curated record. Gene Ontology annotation, molecular function: phospholipid binding; protein binding.